Dentiscutata erythropus is the source of this 251-nucleotide messenger RNA. Lineage: Eukaryota; Fungi; Glomeromycota; Glomeromycetes; Diversisporales; Gigasporaceae. The record is from the annotation of a GenBank genome assembly.
GAACUACACUACCUUUAACUUCUUCAAGUACUAUCGAGUCAAAUAUGGUUUUAACAAGAGAACAAUUAAAAGAGCUCCUUAAAAAAGUAACUGAUGGAUUUAAAGAAACUGCUCAAUCCAUAAAAUCUGAAACACAUGUGUUCCCAAUAGAAUUAUUCUAUGGAAAGGAGGAAAUUGCUAUGUUGGUUAUAUUAGACAAUACUAAUAUCUUAGCUGACACCAUAAAAAAUGCAGCUAAAAUUGAAGUGUGA